Molecule: messenger RNA, 2614 nt
Organism: Triticum dicoccoides
Lineage: Eukaryota; Viridiplantae; Streptophyta; Magnoliopsida; Poales; Poaceae
Product: receptor-like serine/threonine-protein kinase SD1-8
Exons: 7
Coding region: 2-1666 (554 amino acids)
Biological process (GO): protein phosphorylation; recognition of pollen
Molecular function (GO): protein kinase activity; ATP binding
Source: RefSeq, a predicted model, not a curated record
CAUGAGCCGCCACCGGCUCCUGCUCGCUUUUUUGUCUGUGCAGCUUCUCACGGCCUCGGCCGUCGCCGACAGCACCUUGACGCAGCGGACGGCCACCGGCGGCGACCAGAGGCUGGCCUCGCCGGGCGGCGUCUUCCAGCUCGGCCUCUUCUCCCUCGCCAACAGCACCAGGUGGUUCCUCGGCAUAUGGCUCGCCGCCUCCCCGGGCGCCGUCGUCUGGGUCGCCAACCGCGAUCGCCCGCUCCACGCCUCGUCCUCCGGCAUAGUCGCGCUCAGCGGCCGAGGGGACCUCGUGCUCCUCGACGCCGCCAGCGGUAACGAAACCAUUUGGUCGUCGUCCAGCUCCUUGGCCGCGGUGGUGGCGCAGCUCCGUGACGACGGCAACCUGAUGCUCGCGGACGCGGCCGGGGUCACGGUGUGGCAAAGCUUCGACCACCCGACCAACACGUUCCUCUCCGGGUCGCGGGCCGGGCAGGAUCUCCGGACGGGCGCCGUGUGGUCCGCCUCGUCGUGGCGCAGCGCCGACGACCCGUCGCCCGGCGACUUCCGGUACGUGAUGGACACUCGGGGCUCGCCGGAGCUGCACGUCUGGUGGAACGGACGCAAGAGGUACCGGACGGGCCCGUGGAACGGGCUGCGGUUCAGCGGCUGCCCGGACAUGACCACCUUCGAGGACCUGGUCGAGUUCCGGUUCACCCACACCGCCGACGAGGUCUCCUUCGUGUACCGCGACCGCGUUGGCUCGCCGGUGUCCCGCCUGGUCCUGAACGAGUCCGGCGCGAUGCAGCGCAUGGUCUGGGACGGCGCGUUGUGGCGGGUCUUCUGGUCAGGGCCGAGGGACCAGUGCGACAUCUACGGCGCGUGUGGCCCGUUCGGCGUGUGCAACGCGGUCGGCGCCGUCAUGUGCGGCUGCAUCAGGGGGUUCCUGCCGAGUUCGCCGGCGGAGUGGCGCAUGCGGAACGCGUCCGGCGGGUGCGCUCGCAGCACGGCGCUGCAGUGCGGGGGCGGCGACGGGUUCUACACCCUGCGCGGCGUGAAGCUGCCGGAGACGCACGGCAGCAGCGUGGACGCCGGCGCAUCGCUCGCGGAGUGCGGCCGGAGGUGCUCGUCCAACUGCUCUUGCACGGCGUACGCCGCGUCGGACAUUCGAGGUGGCGGGACCGGGUGCAUACAGUGGUUCGGCGAGCUCAUGGACACGCGCUUCGUCGACGAUGGCCAGGAUCUAUUCAUCAGGCUGGCAAUGUCUGACCUUCACCUAGAGACAACCAAGACCAGCAAGCUCGUCGUGAUCAUCGCCGUGGUGAUAACAUCAUUUGCAUUGCUUCUACUAUCGCUUGGCCUCAUGAUCUGGAGAAAGAUCUGGCUGCGCAGUAAGCAAGUCACAAAGUUUGAUGACAUCGUGAGAGGCGAGUGUCCGACGUACCAUCUUGAAACCCUUAGAGCCGCCACCGACGGAUUCUGCACCAAAAAUGAAAUAGGGCGCGGUGGCUUCGGCAUUGUCUACAAGGGUCAAAUGGAAAAUGGCCAGGAAGUUGCGGUGAAGAAGCUAUCAGCAGGAAACAGUGUGCAAGGUCUGAAGGAGUUCAAAAAUGAGGUGGACCUGAUCGCCAAGCUGCAGCACCGCAAUCUCGUACGCCUGCUCGGUUGCUGCAUCCACUGCUCCUAGAGGAUACUGGUCUAUGAGUACAUGAGCAACAAGAGCUUGGACACCUUCAUUUUUGAUCCGAGUAGGCGAGUUGACUUGAUCUGGAGAACUAGGAUGGACAUCAUCUUCGGUGUUGCAAGAGGGCUUCUCUACCUUCACCAGGACUCGAGGCACACGAUGAUCCACCGAGAUCUCAAGGCGGCCAACGUUCUCCUCGACCGGGAGAUGGUGGCUAAGAUAUCAGAUUUUGGGAUCGCCAAGUUGUUCAGCAGCAUCGGCGACCAUCAGGUCACAGAAAGGAUUGUUGGGACAUUCGGUUACAUGUCACCAGAGUAUGCCAUGGACGGAAUGGUUUCGUUCAUGCAAGACGUGUACAGUUUUGGUGUGCUUUUGCUGGAGAUCAUCAGUGGCAGGAGGAACCAACGAGGUUUCAACCUCAUAGCUCACGCAUGGAUGCUAUUCGAGGAAAACAAGAGCCUCGAGCUCCUUGACCCAGCCGUGCGUGAUGGUUGCAGCUUGGCGGAGCUAGAGCAGGCCGCGACGUGCAUCCAAGUAGGUCUACUGUGCGUUCAGGAGAGCCCGAGCCAACGUCCACAAAUGGCUGCCGUAAUACCCAUGAUGUCGCACCAACAGGCGUUGGAACGGCCGCUUCGGCCUGUGGUCUGCAUGCCUGUGAGCACUCUUGCAGACCUUCUCAACGUGCAGGAGGACACAUCCGGCAACGUCGAGCUGACCAUCACAAACCUUGAAGGACGGUAAGAUGGAUGCAAGGCAAGCUGGAACCGAAGAUUGGAGACGUUACUGAUGACUUUCUCAAUGUUAUUGGGUAGGACACGUGCAUGCACGCCAAAAACAUAAUGACUGUACAUGUUGCAAUUCGGGCGAGCACACACACUAUGUGUACGUGGUUCAAUGCAAUGUGGGUUUGUACUGUUAUUUUUUUGAAACAUGUGUUUUUAGUAUUUUACA